This is a messenger RNA of Neofelis nebulosa (Clouded leopard), 650 nucleotides long. It is a transcript of the gene C2H1orf54, whose product is annotated as chromosome 2 C1orf54 homolog. Bases 157 to 558 code for a protein of 133 amino acids. The record is from RefSeq and is a predicted model, not a curated record. The transcript has 8 exons. NCBI's taxonomy places the organism in Eukaryota, Metazoa, Chordata, Mammalia, Carnivora, Felidae.
GGGAGUGGCUUGAGCUGAGUCCAAGACAGGCAGAAGAGAGGACAUUCUUUCAGUCUAGAAAAAAGUGCUCAUCAGUUCCUCUAAAAUUUUGACUGUGAAGAGAGAUUGUGAAUAAGCCUGGACUCUAGAUAGUGAUGCAAUAGUGCAGAAUCCAGAAUGGAUGUCCUCUUUGUAGCCAUCCUUGCUGUGCCACUUAUCUUGGGACAAGAAUAUGGGGAUGAAGAAGGACUAGAAGAGGAUGAUUAUUAUCAGGUGGUCUAUUAUUAUACAGUCACCCCCAAUUAUGAUGACUUUGGUGCAAAUUUCACUGUUGAUUACUCCAUAUUUGAAUCAGAAGAUAGACUGAACAGGUUGGAUAAAGAGGUAAGGGAAGGAGCGGAAACUACUACCAUUAGUCACGAAACAGAACUUACAGACCAUCAGAAGCCUGAAACAUUGAAACCAAUGACAAUGGAACCACAGAGUCCAGAUCUGAACGAUGCUGUAUCCAGUCUGCAGAGUCCUGUUCCCCUCCUCCUGUCCUGGGCCCUCGUUCAGGGGGGGAUGUAUUUCAUGUAGAAGGAAAAAGAAGGCUGCUACAAAUCUUUGGAUGGGGAUUUGGGAAGAGGAAUUUGGAAGAUAAAUAAAUGAAAUAAUCUGGUUACUCUCUA